CAUAUUACAUGUAUAUCAGAUCGAUUUUUCGGUUUGAGUUUGCUUUUACGGUAAUAAGAAAAUGUAUCACUUCUGAUAGGUCAAUCAAACAAGUGAAAUGAAUACAAAAAUGCAAACAUAUGAGGUAAAUUCAAAACUAGUAAAGUUAAUAAUCGUAUACCCCCCUACAAAAAAUAUGUGUAUCACUACGUUGUAAAGAUGCAUUGCUUUAAUAUGCAGGCCACUUGGAACAACAUACAUGGAUUUGAUUUCUAUAUGAUAUAUGAUGCGUAAAAUGUAAAUGAAAAAACAAGAUUUCUCUUAACUUCUUAAAUUUUAAAAAUUAUUAUAAUGACAGAGAUAAUGGACUGCAGCACAUGUCAGAGUCCUUGUUUGUGGGGAUGUGUCAGAUGGUUGGGACCUCGAAACAGGUGGCCAUAAGGAGGGAAACAGCGGACAUCGAAUAUAUGUUGCGUAGACAAGUGAUAACUAAUAAAGAGGUCAUGAAGAUGUUGAGUGGAAGUCACAGAGAAGGUUUUAGACUGAAGGGAUCCGAUUUCGACUAUAUGUUCUGGCCAAACAACCACCGAGUGAUCAAAGACAUGUCUCAGUAUUGCAACACAGCCAAUACAACCUUGAUUCUCUCUGACAGCACUGAGAGUCCACCAGGAUUCGCUUUACUUGAGUUAUUUACACGGUCAAGCUACAGGCAAGUCCAAUUAGCAUGUAUCACAAUGAAUGACCGGGUAUAUAUUUCUAGUUCUACAUACAGACAGUUAACAUGUUCAUCAGUUUUUCCAAAUUCUAUCGAACAUGGACCCUGUGGUAGUGGUUAUAUAGUAGAGACAUUCGAAUAUGACAUUGCUUGGAGUUUUGUUAGUGACUGUUGGCCUCCGUCUGCCUCCUCAUGGAUAGACAGAUGUCACUCAUGGCCUGGCCCUGAAGUUGUUGAUGACAUCAUCAGGAAUGGAUUUCACUUUGUAGCAAUUGGACACCCAUUAGGACCACAUACAAAUGAAGAAUGGAGAAUUUCGUUUUCUCAGGCAGAAUAUAAAGUUGUGAACUCAAUGAACCACUGUCAGUUUUUGACUUAUGGAUUGUUAAAACUUUUUCUAAAAGAAGUAAUAAAUCAACAGUCAGAAGACACCAAUAAACUGCUGUGUUCCUAUCACAUGAAGACAACAGUUUUCUGGGCAAUUCAACAAAACACACUGCCUCACUGGUGUCCACAAAAUCUCCUGGCUGGUUUCUGGGUCUGCUUUAAACUCCUCCUUAAAUGGGUGUAUAAGGGAGUUUGUCCUAACUUUUUCAUACCACAAAAUAACCUGUUUCUGACAAAGAUCCAUGGCCCAGCACAAAACAGAUUGUUCCGACAGUUACAUGAAUUGUACAGGAAAGGUCUAGCCUGCCUUUUACAGAGUUCCUCUAUCAGGUCCUACAUCAUUGACGUCCUGUACAAUCCUACACUUUCUAUUUGUACAGAUGAGAGUACAUUGAGGUUUCAAGUUGAUUAUGAUGUAGAACUUGUCAGAGAGGCAUCUAAAGUUAGCAUACACACAACAAACCUAUUUUGCCUUAUCAAAGCCAAGCACACCAUAGAACAGAUGGUAUAUUCACCCCUGACACACUAUCAAGCUGUAACGAUACGGACAUUUACAUCCACCUUAUUUCAGUAUACUGCAUUUCAAUUACAAAAUAUGUACACUAACACAGGUUGCAAUAAACAGCUAUAUAUUGCGGACAAAAUAUCCUGUCAAAUGCUGAAAUUAACAGCCAAGUUUGGGUUUGUUUCUGAUAUGUUGUACAUUGCUAUGUAUUACUACAAAACACUCCGAUACAUGGAAGCUUUAUUUGUUUUAGAGAUGACAAAGGUCAAGUUAGCACAGUCGUAUCUGAUGUAUAGGGGCUAUGUAGACAGAGAGAGGUACACUGAGGCUGUAGGGGGACAGUCCUGGUCUACAAAGAUGAGACAGGCCGUAGCACGUGAUGUUAACCUUGGGAACAGAAUCGGUUAUAUAAGUGAUCUGUUACUGGAACAACAGUGUGCUCAGCGUGAUAAGACUAAGUCCAAAUUAGAUAUCCCAGUGUUUGUAAUGUUGCACUUCCUGGAGGUCUUGUGUUACAGACACGUUGAUACAACAUUAUCACAAGCAGCUCUAGAUGAGCUACAGGUCUUAGUCCACCAUGAUCAGGGACUGUAUGUACGUGAUGUACUCAGAGACAUCUCCUGGGAGAUCCUGGGGAUCUGUCAACAGAUCACAGGAAACAUCCAAGCUGCUCUAUAUUCAUACAAACAGUCACUCACGCAGUAUCCAUUCAACAACAUACAAACUGCUACACGUAGGAGAAUACAGGAUAUAGUCUCACACCACUAAAUACAUGUACUUUCUUUUACUAAUUAACAAUUUUUAAUUGUCAAUGAGACUUAACUUGCUUUCGGGAAAUUGGAUUCUUGACGACUUCUUCAUUGGGAUAUUUACAUUAAUUGUAAAAUAUCAUCUCUGCAUAAUGCUACAAAUCCUGAAUCACGUUAUUUCUACAUUUUACAACUGGUCAGGUUUUACAUACUAGUAAUUUGUUUUUAAUUUGUAAAAAUUUCCAUUGUUUGCUAACAGUACAUGAAACAUAGCAGUACCUUUUGUCCAAAGGUGCAGUGCUUUUUUUGCUGGUUGAUAUACAUGUAGCACACUGAUGAUAUAUCAGUUAUUGAGUGCUAUUUGUUAUCGUUACCUAACCAAAGGGAUUGUGUUGUCUUAAUACAGAUUAAUUGAUUAAUAAAAUAUUUUUGUCAAUUUUAUAUGCAUUUUCAGUUUUUGU
This is a messenger RNA of Magallana angulata, 2796 nucleotides long. RefSeq lists its product as uncharacterized. The record is from RefSeq and is a predicted model, not a curated record. Lineage: Eukaryota; Metazoa; Mollusca; Bivalvia; Ostreida; Ostreidae. The coding region runs from base 357 to 2354 and encodes 665 amino acids. The transcript has a single exon.